UGGAUUUCCACUGUACAUUAUCUGGUCGAGUUAUAGCCGUUCCCUUCCAGUUCUUUUCUACUACUCUCUUCUCUUCUCUUCUUGAAUCUGAUGUUUGAAGAUAGUUAUGGUUUUAUGUUGGGCCACACAGUGGGGGAACGCCUUCUCACGCGCUUCGAUUACGCUCGGACUGUCCGCACUUAGUCUUUUUCGGCCAGUCAUUUCAUUAUCUGGCUGCAUGGCCAAGGAUCUACACAUCCUUUUUCUCUUCCAAAAAGGGUUCAGUGGGGGCGGCGUUGAUGCGUACCUAGGCAUGGGCUUUUUUUUUCCCUCUUUUUUUUUCUCUUCUGGGAUUCAAAAUUCAAAAGAGGGGGCGCGCGCGGUGGGGGGCACAUUUGUGUACCGUUGCUUGAGUGUCAAGUGUUGGCGCUCGCGACUUUUAAAGCUCUACUUUGCUUUUCUCAUUCUAUUGUUGUUUUUGGAUGGAUGGAUGGAUGGGGCAUGGAACGAACGACCGAACGAAUCGAACGACAAAAAGGAUUCGGGUUCCCCCGUUGUUGUGUUGAUCUUGGUCAAUGGCCCGCCCGUCCGCCUGCCGGGCGGAAGGGGGGGUUACACACUACUUGAAGAAGGAUUAUUAUACUGCUGUGUGAAACGCUUGCAAAACUCCUCUCGAAAGCGGGACAAUAUGCGAAUGGAAUAAAUUAAAAAAGAUACCUCGAUUAAUUUCCAAAAACAACAACAAGAACGGCU
Messenger RNA from Aaosphaeria arxii CBS 175.79, 732 nucleotides. RefSeq lists its product as uncharacterized. The record is from RefSeq and is a predicted model, not a curated record. NCBI's taxonomy places the organism in Eukaryota, Fungi, Ascomycota, Dothideomycetes, Pleosporales. The coding region runs from base 107 to 682 and encodes 191 amino acids. The transcript has a single exon.